UUGCUGAGCUGAAUUUUCUCGAAAACUACCCCUCGCGACUAAAACUCGUCUCGGAACAGAGCAGAAACGCGCUGGUCGAUUCGACUGCGACCAUGAAACGACGUUUCCGGUUUUCCGGGGCGUUGUUCCGGUUGAAUUUGGAAAGAGGACUGUACGAUGAGGAUAGAGAACGCAACUUUACAACAUGGACAGACACGUACAGGCAUGACAGGGUGCUGCCCUCUGCGAGCUAAAAUUAGAGGGUGCUGUCCGAAGUUCUCCGCUACACGUUUGCAUUUCCUAUGCACUAUUUCCCACGUGUAGCACUUCCAAGGAAAGAGCAACGAUAUAAUAAUAAUGAUAUUUUUACACCAAAUGAUUACGAAAUGCUUAAAGAAACGACACUGUACGUGUAUGACGAUAAUGAGAAUCUCGUGGAACUAACAUUAGAUGACGAAGUGGAGACUUUAGGAGAAACUCAGAUGGAUAUCGAAGAUCGUGUCUCUUUCUACCUAUACACGAAAAAUGAUCAUUUCUUGGGAAAGCGUCUUUACGUCAAUGAUCAGGAUACUUUAAAGAAUAGCGACUUUGAUCCUACCAAACCGACACGUUUUAUAGCUCACGGAUGGAUGAAUUCUGGAAGUAGUCCAGCAUGUUUUCUGAUUCGCGAUGCUUAUAUAAAUAAUGAGGAUAGCAACGUUAUUGUCAUUGAUUGGAGCAAAAUAACCUUGAGGAAUUAUGUUUGGGCUACUAAUCGUGUCGUUAUGGUCGGUGAAUUUGUCUCGACCAUGAUUAAUUUCCUCGCUAAGCAAGGAAUGGAUCUGUCGAAAACCGUACUGAUCGGUCAUUCUCUUGGUGCUCAUGUAGUUGGAAUUGCUGCUCGCAAUGCUGAGGGCGAAAUCAACUUCGUUGUAGGACUAGAUCCAGCUUUGCCUGGCUUUAGCUUAGCCCGUCCAGGAUCCAGGAUUUCGAACGGAGACGCGCAAUACGUGGAAAUCAUUCAUACGAGUGGCGGUCUUCUUGGCUUUUCAAAAUCGAUCGGCGAUGCCGAUUUUUAUCCUAAUGGAGGGAAAUCUCAAGCCGGCUGUGGAAUGGAUGUCGGUGGAGUGUGCUCCCACUCUCGUGCGUACAAAUUCUUCGCCGAGUCCAUUGACAGCUCGUUAGGAUUCCAUGGGAGAAGUUGCAGUUCUUUCACUCGAUUUAAAAAGGGUUUAUGCUACAACCAGAAAACUUUUCUCAUGGGCCAUAAGUCGGAAUUGGAUGCGCGCGGUGACUAUUACCUAUUAACCAAUUCGAAUUCCCCAUACGCGAAAGGCAUAUUUAUUGAUUGAAAAAGAGACAAAGAGACAGAGAUAUAAAUAAAUAUAUGUAUUUAUGUAUGUACGUGUAUGUAUAUAUUAUAUGAGCCGAAAAACUCCCUGACUACGUCAGACUGCGUCAGAGCGAGAAUUCUGGGAUUUGGAAAUUCAUUGCGGAACAGGAAGGAGAUCCGCGCUGGGCUAAACUCGUUUCUCUCAGCAAUCGAUCGGACGCAUUCACGGUGCGUAAUUUCGUUUCCGCCCGCAGCGGCUGUUUCAAGCGCGAGUAUUGCAAGCUCUCGUAUCUCGCACGCGCGCGCGCUAUUCUUAUAAUCCCGUCUAAGCCGGGAAAUCGGUGGCUACUCUGGAUCAUCGGUGUAUCAUUUAUUGAAAGAACAAAACAAUGCGUUAUACCGCGUUGUGCCGCGCGCGCGACGUUUUGCUUCACCAUCGACCCAAUUAUUACCGGGUGUAUAAGCAGGGAAAGAGAGACGUAUUUUGCGAAAUAUAUACAUACGUCUCGUAUAACGUAAAACGCAUCGUAACAUUUUAUUUGAAAUGCAAAAUACUCGGAGGAAGGAUACUCAGUGCUUCUAAAUGCAAGCCAAGUCGGCGUUAAAUAUACAUAUCAAUUUCUCCUCUGUUGUCCGUUAUCUCCGCAUAUACGACUCGAACGCUUCGGUCCGUGCACGCGCGUGCAAACAUCCAGCGAGAUACACGGCCUCUCGAAACGCGAAUUGCUCGGACCAGCUGCGGACUUAGUCGCGGUGCAUUAAAUUUUAUCGUAAUAUAUCUCAUGUGUAUCGUGCAUAGCAACAAAGAUAAUAAGGCGAUACGGAAAACAGUUGGAUUAAACCAUGCGUUGAAUUUUAGGCUCCGGGCUGUUUCAAGUAAACAGACGUAGAUAUUUAUCAUUUUGAUAUAAUGCACGAGAUAAAGAAAAAGAAGAAAUAAAAACUUUGCAAAGUAAGAGAAAGAGAGAGAGAGAGAAAGCUCGUCUCGCUCUAAACGCGAGUCUUUUUCGUCAAAUAAUUUUAGCGUAGAUGCAGACACAAUGUUGAUCGCAGCAACUACGACAAUUAUGGCUCAUAUCUAGUGCAUUAAUUGUAAUCGUUAUUCUUUAAAAAGAAUCAUGCAUGAAAUAUUCCAAGUAUUUUAAAUCUACAAUGCUUGAUGGCCAUGAUUGUUGCGUGAUAUUCAAUAUAACAAAAUGUGAUAAGAUUUAUACGAUAGAGCACUCA
This is a messenger RNA of Nylanderia fulva, 2518 nucleotides long. Its product is annotated as pancreatic lipase-related protein 2-like. Gene Ontology annotation, biological process: lipid catabolic process. NCBI's taxonomy places the organism in Eukaryota, Metazoa, Arthropoda, Insecta, Hymenoptera, Formicidae. The record is from RefSeq and is a predicted model, not a curated record. Gene Ontology annotation, molecular function: lipase activity; serine hydrolase activity.